This is a messenger RNA of Staurois parvus, 403 nucleotides long. Lineage: Eukaryota; Metazoa; Chordata; Amphibia; Anura; Ranidae. The record is from the annotation of a GenBank genome assembly.
GCUCAGGGAGCGCGCAGCACAGCGAUCGCCGGUGCGCUGUGUCCCUCGGACACAGCGGAUCACGGAAAAAGCCGAAGAUGUCGGCUCGGUCAUGUGAUCAGCUGUGUCCAAUCACAGCUGAUCACAUGGGACAUGUACACUGAUCAUCAGGGCACUGAUGAUCAGUGUGCCCUGAUGAUCAGCGUGGCCCCAGAAGUGUCACCUGUCAGUGUCCAUCAGUGCCAGCAGUCAGUGCUCAUCAGUGUCACGUGCCAGUGCCCAUCAGUGAGACAUCAAUGCCACAUAUCAGUGCAUACCAGUGCACAUCAAUGCCACAUAUCAGUGGCCAUCUGAGCUGCCUUUCAAUGUCACCAUGUCACCAUCAAUGCCAAUCAGUGCCACCUAUCAGUGCUGCCAAUCAGUG